AUGUCGCCCGCUCCAACUUCAGCCCCAACUCCUGCGUCGGUCUCUCUGUUUGACCUCAACGCGGAUGCUCUGGUCUUUCGGGGCCUGAGCUUGGUGAGCCACGCGCCCGAGGAGGCUCUGGCCCAGGCCCCGCAUACUUCUGUCCAGGUAUCUGGGAAGCAAGCCCAGAAAGAAAACUACUUACUUCAGGAUCCUCCAGGUAUUUCACAGAAGUUAUACUGUUCAACCUGUGACCAGACCUUCCAGAACCAUGAGGAACAGAGAGAACAUUAUAAGCUUGACUGGCACCGGUUUAACUUAAAGCAGCGUCUUAAGGACAAUCCUCUCCUGUCUGCCCUGGACUUUGAAAAGCAGAGCUCCGCAGGCGAUCUUUCCAGUAUCUCGGGAUCAGAAGACUCAGAUUCAGCCAGCGAGGAGGACUUGCAGAUAUUUGAUGAGGAGAGGGCUGAAUUUGAGAAGCCUAAUCGACCACGAGGCUUCCACCCUCAUCGAGUUCUUUUCCAAAAUGCGCAGGGCCAGUUCCUCUCUGCCUACCGUUGUAUCCUAGGCCCUCGCCAGGUGCCCCCAGAAGAUACAGAACUCCUGCUACACAGCCUGCAAAGUGGAGGUCCCAGAUACUGCGUGGUGCUCAUGGCUGCAGCUGGGCACUUUGCUGGUGCCAUUUUCCAAGGAAGAGAAGUGGUGGUACACAAAACCUUUCAUCGCUACACUGUGCGGGCCAAACGGGGCACAGCCCAGGGGCUUCGGGAUGCCCGAGGUGGGGUUUCUCGCUCUGCUGGUGCCAACCUAAGGCGCUAUAAUGAAGCCACACUACAUAAGGAAGUUCGUGACCUGCUGGCGGGGCCAGGCUGGGCUGAGGCACUGAGGGAGGCUGGGACCAUUCUGCUGCGUGCCCCCCGUUCUGGCCGAUCCUUGUUCUUUGGAGGCCAUGGGGCACCCCUGCAACAGGGGGAUCCCCGACUUUGGGACAUCCCUAUUGCCACCCGCAGACCUACCUUCCGAGAACUACAGAGUGUGCUUCAUAAGCUGACCACUGUGCAUGUCCACGACCUCCAGGAGACAGUCAGAUUGGACUCAGCUCAAACACACUGGAAAACAAUGAAAGAGGAGAGGAAGAAGGCUAUUGAAGAAAAAAGAAGAAAGGUCCCCAGUGAUGAAAAUGAAGCACUUGGGCAAAAUGCAGUAUCUCCCAAACAGGGUUCAGGGUCAGAGGGAGAGGACAGCUUCCAGGGGGAGUUGGAAUUGGUAGAGAUGACAAUGGGGACCCUGGAUCUUCGUGAGUUUGAGGUAUUACCCAAGCAGAGCAGGAAGAAAAGGAACAAGAAGGAGAGAAGCCGGUACCUGGAGGCUGGAACACAUGGGACGCUCCCCCAGCAACCUCAAGAAGAUGAGGCCCUCCCAGAGUCAGCUCAGGCAGACAUAGCCCCCUUGGGGCCUUCACUGGAUGAGGUCAAGUCCUGUGGUCAGCCAGAGCUUUGGGGUGUGCUUCUAGCUGCUUGCCGAGCCGGAGACGUUGGGACGCUGAAACUCCAGCUAGCUGCCAGCCCCAUAGACCCUGGAGUUACAUCUCUGCUCAGUGCCCCCUUGGGCUCCAGUGGCUUUACACUCCUGCAUGCAGCAGCCGCAGCUGGGAGAGGUUCAGUGGUUCGCCUGCUGCUGGAGGCAGGUGCUGACCCCACUGUGCAGGACUUCCAGGCCCGGCCACCGUACACAGUUGCAGCUGACAAAUCAACACGUAAUGAGUUCCGAAGAUUCAUGGAGAAGAAUCCAGAGGCCUAUGAUUACAACAAGGCUCAGGUGCCAGGGCCACUGACACCAGAGAUGGAAGCACGGCAGGCCAGACGGAAAAGGGAACAGAAGGCAGCCCGGCGGCUACAGGAGGAAAAGCAGCGGAAGCAACAGGAGCAGGAGAAGCGGGAACAAGCAGAGCAGCAGAGAUUUGCUGCCCUCAGCGACCGAGAGAAGAGAGCUCUCGCUGCAGAGUGCCGACUAGCUGCCCAGUUAGGAGCCGCCACCUCUCAGAUCCCUGACCCAGUGAUCAUCAAUGCCCGACGCUGCUGGAGUUGUGGGGCAUCCCUCCAAGGCCUCACUCCCUUUCACUACCUUGACUUCUUUUUCUGCUCCACACGCUGCCUCCAGCAUCAUCGUUCUCAGGCUAGGAGGCCCUCUUCCUGA
Molecule: messenger RNA, 2175 nt
Organism: Orycteropus afer afer
Lineage: Eukaryota; Metazoa; Chordata; Mammalia; Tubulidentata; Orycteropodidae
Source: RefSeq, a predicted model, not a curated record